This is a messenger RNA of Lindgomyces ingoldianus, 854 nucleotides long. Its product is annotated as phosphatases II. Gene Ontology annotation, cellular component: cytoplasm. The record is from RefSeq and is a predicted model, not a curated record. Gene Ontology annotation, molecular function: protein tyrosine/threonine phosphatase activity; MAP kinase tyrosine/serine/threonine phosphatase activity. Gene Ontology annotation, biological process: negative regulation of MAPK cascade; protein dephosphorylation. Bases 169 to 726 code for a protein of 185 amino acids. NCBI's taxonomy places the organism in Eukaryota, Fungi, Ascomycota, Dothideomycetes, Pleosporales, Lindgomycetaceae. The transcript is spliced from 2 exons.
UUUCUCUUCUAACUAACUCAGGCACGGCGAGUUUUUAGGGUUAGUUCUCGAGAAUGUGAGCAAAUCUUUGAGACGGAGGCAGGUCUGGGGAAUAGCAGAUAAUGGGAACGCAGAAGCAUCCAAUUAUAUCACAUCUUGGUUCUAGUUUUGCGUCCCGUAAGGCCAGCAAUGGCGAAGAAGCGCAAGAACAAAUCCGGCUCCACAGGUCCUUCAGUCAGCAAGAAACAACCGGCAGCCUGUGUCCUCCCAAACCUCUAUCUUGGCCCCGUUUCCGCGGCCUCAAACGUAUCAUUCCUCACAAAUAACGGAAUUACCCACGUCCUUUCGAUUGGCAAAUCGCCCUCGGCAGUCAAUCACCUUGAAAGCAUCAAUUACCAGCGUCUUGGUCUAAUCGACGAAGAAGACUGUGAUAUCCGCCCAGUCGUUGAGAGAGCUUGUCAAUUCAUCGAUUCGAUGUCGUCUUCGAAUGAGAAGGUCUUGGUUCACUGUUCUGCGGCGAUCUCGCGCUCUCCGACAAUUGUGGCGGCGUACCUGAUGAAGAGCUGUGGGAUGACGCUAAUGGAGAGUCUGAAAAUACUGGUUAACGCUAGGGAUGCGAUAGCUCCAAACCCGGGGUUUUUGAGGCAGUUAGUGGAGAUGGAGAGGGAGAUAUUCGAUGAUACAACAUUCGACGCAACAGCUUUCGAUGGGAGGAACAAGUUGGCGAACAUGUUCACUGGCCCUUGAUAUGAUGAAGCCGGAUUCUAUCCGGACCGUUAAUUCCUACAACUAGCCAAGGCGAAUCAUCGUCUUCCUAUCCAAUUUGUUUCUACCAUGCGGAGGAACUCAGUAGUGUGAUAAUGAAGAGAUAAAAG